AUGGCCUCCCACCGCAUCGGCGCCCGCGUCGCGGGCCUCUCGCCAGCGCAGCUGUGCGCCAUCAUCGAGGCGCAGGCGGGCGCGAGCGACGCCGCGCUGCGCGUGGCGGAGGAGCACGCCGCUCGGCUCGUAGAGCAGCCCGAGUGGGUGCUCUCCGAGGUCCUCCUCUCGCCGGACCUCGCCCCGCACAUCCUCGCCCAGCUGCCGACCACGGAGCACGCCGCCAAGGGGACGAUGGUGAAGAGCAGUCAGGCUCGGACUGGACACCAGCGCGGUGUUGACGCGAGAAAGAAGAUUUCAGCCCGCGGCUGGUCUGUUGCUCGACCGACCCCUUCGUGCGCACCCCCGAUGGACGCCUUCGUUGAGCCUGUCUUUGGCGAGCGAUCGCUCUUCGAGUACAUCGCGUGCUUGCUUCCGUCGCAAGCGGACUGGCGAGGCUGA
This is a messenger RNA of Emiliania huxleyi CCMP1516, 441 nucleotides long. RefSeq lists its product as hypothetical. The transcript is spliced from 2 exons. Lineage: Eukaryota; Haptophyta; Isochrysidales; Noelaerhabdaceae. Bases 1 to 441 code for a protein of 146 amino acids. The record is from RefSeq and is a predicted model, not a curated record.